AUGGCUACGGCUCCUCCCACAGACGCCGCCGCCGAUAGCCCGUCCGCAUCUCCCCGGCACCCAGCUCCCGCUCAGGACCAACGCGAGGAUCUCCAACCCCCCAUGACCAACGACCAGCCCAGCAGCGACGACCGACACUCACAAGAAGAGGAGGAAGAGAACAGGACACAGCACCGCGGCGACCGAGACGAUCGGAAACCCGGUGCCAGCGACGAGGGUUCGGAAGAAGGAGAAGCGGACGAGUCCGCACCACCACUCCCGGACGAAGUCCCUCCGCCGCUGCCCGACGAGGCACCUCCCGGCGAGGAUGACGGCUGGGAACCCGUUUGGGAUCCGAACGCCCAGGCGUACUACUUCUACAAUCGCUUCACGGGGGUCUCGCAGUGGGAGAAUCCGCGCGUGCCGGACGCGCCGGUGGCGGAGGGUAGUGCUCGCGGGGUAGAGGCGGAGGCUGCGGACACGUCGGCAGAGAAAGCUCCGGCAGUGGUUGCUGGUGGAUACAACCCGGCCAUCCAUGGCGACUACGAUCCGACUGCACCGUACGCCCAGCAGUACGAGCAGCCAGGCGAGGCGGGCGGGCCUCCUCCCGGAAUGGACCCGACUGCGGCAUACGCAGCAGUAGGUGCAUUCAACCGAUUUACAGGGAAAUGGCAGACAGGCAACCAGAACCCCGAGUAUCACGACGAUGCGCACAAGUCAUACCGGCAGAUGAAUGCGUUCUUCGAUGUGGAUGCCGCGGCCAACAGCCACGACGGCCGGAGUCUGCGGGCGGAGCGCAGUGCCAAGAAACUCAGUCGCAAGGAGGUCAAGAUGUUCAAGGAGAAGCGGCGAGAGAAGAAGGAGGAGAAACGGCGAGCUUGGUUGCGGGACUGA
This is a messenger RNA of Aspergillus terreus NIH2624, 873 nucleotides long. Its product is annotated as WW domain-containing protein. Bases 1 to 873 code for a protein of 290 amino acids. Gene Ontology annotation, molecular function: protein binding. The record is from RefSeq and is a predicted model, not a curated record. Lineage: Eukaryota; Fungi; Ascomycota; Eurotiomycetes; Eurotiales; Aspergillaceae. The transcript has a single exon.